This is a messenger RNA of Chondrus crispus (carragheen), 3664 nucleotides long. RefSeq lists its product as hypothetical. The coding region runs from base 1 to 2085 and encodes 694 amino acids. Lineage: Eukaryota; Rhodophyta; Florideophyceae; Gigartinales; Gigartinaceae. The record is from RefSeq and is a predicted model, not a curated record. The transcript is spliced from 2 exons.
AUGCCUGAUCUGUUCGAAACCAUCAUGCCCGUUGCCGCCGCCGAGAGCAUUCGCGGAAAGGACAUGAACAACCAGGAGGACGGCGACGGCAAGUAUGACGUCCUCAUCACCAUGAACAACAAGACCCCGUGGUACGAUGGCGCCGACGGCACCCCGCCGGAGGACAGGUACGACUUUGUCACCGUUUGCUUGCAUGAGUUCUAUCACAACCUCGUCUUCGCCGGCAGCAUUGUCGCAGAGGUUGAUGGCUCGCCCGACACUCCUGAAGACGUUCUCCAGAACGCCCACUUGCAUAAGGAGUAUCGUACUCGUUUCGACUCGUUCUUGGCAAACAAGCAAGGCUGCGCAGUCCUCAGCUACCUCGACGAUGAGCGCCUGCAAGCCAACCAACAAAAGUCAGGGACGCAGUUGCUGGCUGAUGCCUGCACCAACAACGAGCUCUACUUUCAGCAAGGAGAAACAAAGAUUGCCCGCAUGUUCGCGCCCCGCAUCUUCAAGGCAAGAAGCUCCGUCUACCAUUUGGACCCCAAGCUCUCCGACCCUGACUCCAAGCUCAUGUUUCCGACCAUCACAAGGGGAACAAGCGUACACCGCAUCUCCACUACCAUCCUCAACAUUCAAGCUGCAACGCUUAGAAAGGAUUGGCACGGCGCCAACACCAAGUGCACCCGCCCGCUCGCUGCCCCUGGCCUCGCAACCCCGCCCCAAUCUGGCGACUGGGGGGAGGAAACCGCGGGUGCAGGAGUCCAGUAUCAUGACUCCCCGGUACCCGUGCCCAGGGCGGUUGUCGAGGACAACGUCCGUAGGAUUGCAAACCUCCCCGUCUGGGCAUUUGCGCUCUUGAUUGUGUUGGCCAUCAUUCUCGCCCUCUUGCUACUCGCCCUGUGCCUCGCCCUCUUGCUUCGUCGCAAGAAGAAGCGGUCGUUCCCAGCGACCACAAGCAGCACCUCUCGCUUUCCCACGCAUACCCAUUCGAGUACCACCUCAACGCUCACCAAGUACAUCCCCGGCUUCGGGAACGUUAGGACGUCUUCUCGUAAGACGCACUCUUCUUUCUCGAGACACCAUCCCAGCUCAAAGCAUACAUCCUCUAAGGUCUCGAAACACACGACCUCUAAGGGCACCUCGAGACACUCGAGGGAUGAGACUCUCAUAGAUUCGCACAAGACCAUCUGUCCUAGCUCGGGCAAAUACAUUUAUAUCUGCAAGUGCAAGUGCUGCCGUAAGGAGACGACGAUCCAGCGCCCGGAACCCAUCGCCUCAGUGCAUGAAUUCGUGCCGGAGAGUCCGCCCAGCGCCGAAUUUGUCUGCUACAAGCGAUCCCACAGGCGUUGUCAUCAUCAUCGCAGCUCUCGUCAUCCCUCGCACAAGCACUCAGCUGUCAAGUCUCUGAAGAAGCCGUGCAAGAGCAAGUCGGUACGAAGCUGUCAUCACGGCUGUCACUGCUGCUACUGCUGCAAGUACAAACCUGCGUCAUCGAAAUCAUCAGCCAAGUGCUCGAAAUCGAUCGCAGCGACAUCUACCAAGUCCGAGUCUGUGGUCUGCAAAUCUUGCAAAUCAGCCUCCUGCCGAUGCUCGUCAGCGAUGUCAUGCAAGACGUGCAAGUCGUUCUCGUGCAAAUGCUCGUCCUCUGUGCCGUGCAAGACAUGCAAGUCGUCCUCGUGCAAAUGCUCGUCCUCCGUGUCGUGCAAGACAUGCAAGUCGUCCUCGUGCAAAUGCUCGUCCUCCGUGUCGUGCAAGACAUGCAAGUCGUCCUCGUGCAAAUGCUCGUCCUCUGUGUCAUGCAGAACCUGCAAAUCAUCUUCCUGCAAAUGUUCGGCAAGCUGCAGAUCAUGCAAGUCAACUUCUUGCCGAUGUGGAUCGUCCACAAAGGGGGCCUCUUCGACGCGAGCCCCGCCAUCCACCAGGCCGCCGCCACCACCGACCAAAGCACCCUCAACGAAGCGGUCGCCGUCUUGCAAGCCGGCCACGACCGCGUGCCCGCCAACGACUUCGGCGAGGACAUGUUGUAAGCCUGCCGCAUCCGGAGCGGCCUGCAAGCCAACAUGUAGGAGGGUGGUCGAAAUCAAUAUCAAUCGGUGCUAAGACUUUUUUCACGAUCAAGAGCAAAGUUUAUGGAAACAAGUCGAGAAACUUGUUUUAACUCUUUGUUUGAUUAUUUAUGUAUUACAUACGUACAACUUGCGGUGGAGACGCAAGCUGAUUUUUAGAGAGAUUCUAUCUAGUGUUGAAAAGCUUGUGAGGCAAGCAAAAAAGUGAAUGGCAAUGGAAGAGGGGAAGUGAAUGCUGGCGGAAGGAAAGUGUAGUUAGAGAAUUGGCGAGGGAUGGUGUCUCAACACGGACAAUCAUCAACCUGUGCUGAUCAAAUAGAUUCCUCUUUAGUAUUAUAAUCGGACAUGGGCGAUUUCGAGGACGCCCGAACAUGAGCAAAUAAAAAGGUGCAAAUAACUCCGAUGUUUAAAUCACACACGUCAAUAUCAAUAUCCUUUUCUUUCUCUUCCUUUUGUCUCGCCCUUCAACAAAUGUGCCAUUGCUUCUUGAGGAAGGCGUGGCACGUGCCUGCAAGAAGCAAGGAAGAAUGUAAAGACGUAACAACUCCUUUUUACAUGUUGGUAGCUCUAUGUCGGGCGGUGUAAACGUAUACCCGUUCGUACGCGUUCGCCCGAUUGCUUGUUAGCGUGUAUCGGGACAACCAGCAGGAAAGGGUCAAGAGCUUUGGAAGCGCUUGUGGAAAAUUGGAUUUUUUUCCAAAUUCAGUCAACAAGGGAAAAAUCCCGACAGCAGUACUGUACAUUUCAUUGUCGUUUGCAGCGUGACGUCUCCAAAUCAUCUUGCGUUCGCAACACCCUACCAGACUGCCACCUAUCCGCCAGGCACGCUCGCGUCAAACACGACAACGGCAAGCAUAACAGGCAACUUCACCAAGCGGAAGGCACUAGCUCGCAAGGAAGUAAUAGACAGCGGCUUCAUUUGUCACAAACAAACACGCACACAGAGAUGGGUUGGGUCGCGCCCAGUGAGAUGCUGAUGAUCCACGGGCUGGUGUUGAUGGUGUGCGGGGCGCUGGCGUUCCAGGCGUCCGGUUUUCAGGAGAAAGCGCUAUCGGCCAUCUAUGUGGGCAACGGCGGCGCCGUGGUGAGCUUCCUCCUCGCCGUAGGUAUGCGCGACACAACGCUGAAAAAGGGGCAGGCGGGGUACAAGGUGAUGAUGGCGUCCGUGCAUCUCGCCGUAGUGUACCCCAUGCUGAUCGGCGGCGCCGUUGCGUGGAGGCUGUCAAAGGCGUGGGACAACCCCGACAAGGCCUACCUCAAGCCGUACUUUGGAACGAUCGUCGGGAUUUCCGCGCUCACCGCAGUUGCUAUGAUUGCGCUCAAGCCCAAGCGGGAGAAGGUCAAGGAGGAGGACGCCGGUCGGGAAGGCGAGACAGAGAAAGACGGGGAGCCGGUAACGGCUGCGGAGGGCGCAGCGGGGGUGACCAAGCGCAAGCCGCGGAAGGCGGCGGCGAUGUGAAGCAUUGGAGCUGUCGGGUCGUGAUGUUGACGACGGGCGCGGCGCGAGGGGCAGCACUGCUGUGCUGCUGAGGUCUGCUGAGCUGUAGUGGAUGCUGUAGGUGUUGGUAGCCACACUGGACAUGAAUAUUUUUUCGAUAAAAUCUUCAAUUCCA